Trichophyton verrucosum HKI 0517 is the source of this 1305-nucleotide messenger RNA. RefSeq lists its product as uncharacterized. Gene Ontology annotation, cellular component: peroxisome; mitochondrion; cytoplasm. The transcript has a single exon. NCBI's taxonomy places the organism in Eukaryota, Fungi, Ascomycota, Eurotiomycetes, Onygenales, Arthrodermataceae. Gene Ontology annotation, biological process: hydrogen peroxide catabolic process; response to hydrogen peroxide. The record is from RefSeq and is a predicted model, not a curated record. Bases 1 to 1305 code for a protein of 434 amino acids. Gene Ontology annotation, molecular function: catalase activity; heme binding.
AUGAAGCUUAGUAGGCCAGACAGAAGCACAAGGACUAACGAGUUGAAAUACCAGACCAUAAUAGACAUGCUCAAAGGAGUAGGCAAGAAGACCAAGCUGCUCACUCGUUUCUCCACAGUCGGCGGUGAAAAGGGCUCGGCAGAUAGUGCACGAGACCCUCGCGGCUUCGCUAUCAAGUUUUACACUGCAGAAGGGAAUCUAGACUGGGUUUUCAACAACACCCCCAUCUUCUUCCUGCGUGACCCUGCCAAGUUCCCUAUCUUCAUACAUACCCAGAAACGUAACCCGCAAACAAACCUCAAAGAUCCAGAUAUGUUCUGGGACUAUCUGUCUACACACCAGGAGUCCGCCCAUCAACUCAUGCACUUAUUUUCGGACCGUGGCACGCCUUAUUCUUACCGCCACAUGAACGGCUACUCUGGCCACACGUACAAGUGGAUUAAACCCGACGGCGGCUUCAACUAUGUCCAAAUUCAUCUUAAGACCGAUCAGGGUAUCAAGAACUUCACCAACGACGAGGCGGUCCGAAUGUCUGCUGAAAACCCAGACUGGCAUACCGAGGAUCUCUUCAAUGCCAUCAAGGCUGGCCAGAACCCAUCUUGGACAUGCUAUGUUCAGGUCCUCUCCCCAGCCGACGCCGAGAAAUUCCGGUGGAAUAUCUUUGACCUCACCAAGGUCUGGCCACAUGGCGAAGUCCCUCUCCGCCGCAUUGGCAAACUUACUCUGAACAGAAACCCAGAGAACUACUUUGCCGAGAUGGAGCAGGCUGCAUUCUCACCUUCCCACCUUGUGCCGGGUGUCGAGCCCUCAGCUGAUCCAGUAUUACAGUCCCGUCUGUUCUCUUACCCAGACACCCACCGCCACCGUCUAGGUACGAACUACACCCAGAUCCCAGUGAACUGCCCGCUGAAGGUAUACACGCCUUACCAACGAGAUGGCCACAUGUCUGUUGACGGCAACCAUGGCGCAAACCCCAACUACCCGUCUAGCUUCAGGAAAGUGGCGUUCCGCCCCGUUCGUGCCAGCCAAGAGCACGAGAAGUGGGCUGGAGCUGUCCUUUCAAAGCAAAUACCCGUUACCGACGAAGAUUUCGUGCAGCCAGGCAGGCUGUGGGAAGUUAUGGGUAAGGAGAAGGGGCAACAGGAUAAUUUUGUAGGAAACGUGGCAGGCCAUUUGGCGGGAGCUAACGAGAAGGUCAGGAGAGCCACUUAUGAAAUGUUCCGCAGGGUCAACCAAGACCUUGGAGCCAGAAUAGAGAAAGCCACUGAAAAGGAGGUCUCUUCGAAACCACAGCCGCGUCUCUAA